This is a messenger RNA of Cimex lectularius (bed bug), 1416 nucleotides long. Its product is annotated as mitochondrial folate transporter/carrier. The transcript has 7 exons. Gene Ontology annotation, molecular function: FAD transmembrane transporter activity; folic acid transmembrane transporter activity. Bases 324 to 1277 code for a protein of 317 amino acids. Lineage: Eukaryota; Metazoa; Arthropoda; Insecta; Hemiptera; Cimicidae. Gene Ontology annotation, biological process: nucleotide transport; folate import into mitochondrion. Gene Ontology annotation, cellular component: mitochondrion. The record is from RefSeq and is a predicted model, not a curated record.
CUUGGACUCAAGUGAGUAGAGUCAAUCUUCAAGAGCGAUCUCAUCGUGCACGUCGUCCCGAAGGCAGACGGUUUCCACACUCGACAGGAUCAAUCGUGGUCGCGUUGCUUUGACAAAUCCGACGGCUCUUGAACCAGAGGCGGCUUUUAUUUCAAAUUGAAAAAGUAUUAAAAAGGAAGGUUGACGAGAAGCACCGCUGAGAGGGCGAGUUUUUCUUUCAGGGCUAUGCCUUUCGAGACGGAUCGUUGAGGCCAGUCCACUCCAGCACGACGAUACCGUACGCCGAUGAAGGCCGGAGCGACUGUCAGACUAAAGAAGUGGACAUGACAUCCGUGAAAACGAUAACGACCCCGAGUGCCACCUUCAAGAGUGUCUUCCAGCACGUCAGGUACGAGCACCUAGUCGCUGGCGUCACCGGGGGUGUCACGUCGACCCUCAUUCUCCACCCGUUGGACCUCAUCAAAAUCAGAUUUGCAGUGAAUGAUGGCAGAUCGGCUGUGCCGCAAUACAAUGGGUUAAAAGGAGCGAUAACGACAAUAUUCAAACAGGAAGGCGUCCGAGGUUUAUAUAAAGGUGUCACGCCGAAUGUUUGGGGUUCUGGCAGUGCCUGGGGUUUCUAUUUCCUUUUUUACAACUCUAUUAAAACAUGGGUUCAAGGAGGGAACUCGAAAACGCCCUUGGGCCCCUCGAUGCACAUGCUUCUAGCCGCUCAGGCAGGGAUCCUCACACUUGUCAUGACCAACCCCGUUUGGGUGGUCAAAACUAGGUUAUGUUUGCAAUAUAACGAUGCACAGCCAAAAUCAGGCAGGUGCUACGCCGGAAUGGUUGACGCUCUAACUACAAUAUAUAGGCUAGAAGGUGUCAGAGGACUGUACAGGGGUUUCCUUCCUGGCAUGUUUGGUGUUUCUCAUGGUGCUAUUCAAUUCAUGACUUAUGAAGAGAUGAAAAACUUUUACAACCAGUAUAAAAAUUCACCGAUUGAUGCUAAAUUGAGCACUCUGGAGUACAUUGCGUUUGCUGCCACAAGCAAACUGCUCGCCGCAUCCAUCACGUACCCGUACCAGGUAAUCAGGGCACGUCUACAAGAUCAGUACCACACGUACAAAGGCGCUGUGGACUGCAUACAACAGACAUGGAGAUUUGAGGGGUAUCGAGGAUUUUACAAAGGCCUGACUCCAAAUAUGACAAGGGUCGUACCGGCAACAGUGAUAACAUUUCUUGUUUAUGAAAACGUUUGGAGAUUUUUAGCUGAUUAUAAUAGAAUGGCAGUUCAUUAAUAGAUUGACCAGUAUUGCUUAUUAAUUACUGUAUAAACUGCCCAGUUCCUUUUUUCUCUUAAUUUAGUAUGUUGCUAGUUGAGAUGUGGUUUUCUCAAAAUGUGAUUUAUUUUUCUCAAUUAAACAAUCAAAUGGUGGA